AUGCGCUUGCGCGCCUUCUCGGAACCAUGCCUCCCGGGGCGGCCCCUGAGCCAGGCAGGGGUUCUCCAGCCUCCUAGCGCCCUUUACCGCUGGCUCUCCCACUCCUGCAGCCCUUGUGGCAUCAGAGGAGGCCCUGAACCCCAGAGGGCCCCCUUCGUGGCCGGGCGUCACUGCCCAGCCCUGGGGCGCGGGCGGCUCAUCCGUGGAGCCGAGGGGAGCCCCUGCUGUCGGCGCCGGUUCACAGAGCUGCGCUCGGCUGUGCCGCAGGGAAACUCCUCCGGGGCCGCGUGGCCUGCCCCUUCCGCCUCAUUGGCCAUUGGCCCCCCUGCUCCUGGGCGACAGCGUGAGACGAUGCUGCCCUGUCUGUUUGAGCCGACAGGGUGUCGGGAUGUGCGCAGGCGCCACAGGUGUGGGCAGUGUUGGCAGAAAGCUGCUCGGAGAGCGUUUGGCUGCUGGGCCUCGUGGACGGGCCGCGUGGGUUCGUUUCCACCUGAGUUGCUCUACGCGUUUGGGAAGGUCAUGUCGCCUCCACAGGUGUGUCUCCUCUGCGACACACCUCCAGGGCCCCUUCAGCUCACCCUUCAGAGCUGCCUAAGCUCUACCCGCCCCUCCCUGGUCCAGGGCUUCAGCCCGCCUCGCUGGGUGUCAGAGGGCGAGCUCUGGGCACCCCCACCACCUCUCACUGCCCGUCCCGCACGUGCUCUGGGCCGGGUGGCCUUGCUGCCUCUCUUGGCCGGUCCUUCUGCAGAGCUCUCCUUCAUCCUACGCUGCACCACCUGGCUGGUGCUGAAGGCUGUUCAUCUGGAAAAUGGGAAUAACAGCAGUGCCAGCCUCCGUCACAAGAGAGCGGGGCUCCCGCCGCCGUGGUGCGCAGGCCCCACGCGGCCCGGCCCGAGCGCGCUCUUUAACCCCGCAGGUGCCCCCGGCAUGGCAGCGGCCGAGGUGCCCGGCUACCUCGUGUCCUCGCAGACGGAGAAGCACCGGCGGGCCCGCAACUGGACGGACGCGGAGAUGCGCGGCCUCAUGCUCGUCUGGGAGGAGUUCUUCGACGAGCUGAAGCAGACCAAGCGCAAUGCCAAGGUGUACGAGAAGAUGGCCAGCAAGCUGCUGGAGAUGACCGGCGAGCGCCGGCUGGGCGAGGAGAUCAAGAUCAAGAUCACCAACAUGACCUUCCAGUACAGGAAAUUAAAAUGCAUGACAGAUAGCGAGUCCGUCCCGCCUGACUGGCCCUAUUACCUAGCCAUUGAUAGGAUUCUGGCCAAGGUCCCCGAGUCCUGUGAUGGCAAACUGCCGGACGGCCAGCAGCCGGGGCCCUCCACGUCCCAGACCGAGGCGUCCCUGUCGCCGUCUGCUAAGUCCACCCCUCUGUACUUACCGUAUAAGCAGUGCUCCUACGAAGGCCGCUUCCAGGACGAUGGCUCCGCCAGCUCCUCCAGCUUACUGUCCCUUAAGUUCAGGUCGGACGAGCGGCCCGUGAAGAAACGCAAGGGACAGGGUGGCCACUUGCAGAGGAGGAAGCUGCGGCUGCUGGAGACGAUGCUGGAGGAGCAGCGCCGGCUCAGCCGCGCCCUGGAGGAGACGUGCCGCGAGGUGCGCCGCGGGCUGGACCAGCACAGCCUCCUGCAGGCGCAGGGCCUGCAGCUGCAGGAGCGCAUGAUGAGCCUGCUUGAGAAGAUCAUCGCCAAGUCCGGGGUCUAG
Molecule: messenger RNA, 1698 nt
Organism: Lipotes vexillifer (Yangtze River dolphin)
Lineage: Eukaryota; Metazoa; Chordata; Mammalia; Artiodactyla; Lipotidae
Source: RefSeq, a predicted model, not a curated record